AUGCCUACUCCCGGAGAGAUCCGGCGAAUGUCGGUGGAUCUCCCCAAAGAAGAUACAUAUAUCGUUACCAGUGCCAUAACUAUUGACGCACCUCUGGAUUUUGUCUGGCAGAACCUGCCCAAAAAUAUCGAUUUCAGCCAAGUGAUGCAGCCUUAUCGCUGGUUGCCGGGGGCACGGUCAUGGGAGACAUCCGAAAACUUCAACGAAACGGGCUCCAAUAUCAAGUAUACUAUGACAGACAACAGUAAGAUUGAGGAGAUCGUCAUUAAGCGAGAUGCAUCCUCUCACCACUACGUCUAUGCCUGCUUGCCGCCGAUAACGGGUUUUGAUUUCUGGCAAGGUAACUUGUUCUAUGAAGAUGCCGGAAACGGAAAGACGACUGUGGUCUGGCGGUACUGGCUGAAGCCAAAUGACAACUUUCUCAGCAAAAUUGUCGUUGCACGCCUUCUCAAACUCUUUAUUUGGAAAGGUUACACUGCUAAGGUCGCCUCGGGUAUGAAGUCUGAAAUCGAGAGAUUAUAUAACCGCACAAAUAAAUGA
Aspergillus tubingensis is the source of this 540-nucleotide messenger RNA. RefSeq lists its product as uncharacterized. The record is from RefSeq and is a predicted model, not a curated record. The transcript has a single exon. NCBI's taxonomy places the organism in Eukaryota, Fungi, Ascomycota, Eurotiomycetes, Eurotiales, Aspergillaceae. The coding region runs from base 1 to 540 and encodes 179 amino acids.